AUGGACCUACUAACAAUCCUCAGUCACCUGCUGCUUUUGUGUUUUGCUCCGUCUACGGCCACCAGCCUCAUAACAGCGAAUUUAUUUGAAGCCAGAGGUCAGCGUGUGUGUAGGGUUGGAAAGGGGAGGCCGUGCUACAAGCUGGCAUAUUUCUCUGAGCCCCGGCGACGGCUCAACUUUGGGGAGGCAGAGCUGGCGUGCCGACGGGACGGAGGGGAGCUGCUGAGCGUGGAGUCGGAGUCAGAGCAGAAAAUCAUCGAGCAGCUCAUCACCGAGCUCCGCCCGUCUGAUGGAGACUUCUGGAUUGGGCUCCGCCGUAACCAUGGAGACCAGGUCAGCAGCAGUGAAUGCUCAUCACUGUACUACUGGCUGGACGGCAGCAAGUCUACAUUCAGGAACUGGCACUGGGAUGAGCCGUCUUGCGGGUAUGAGGUGUGUGUGGUGAUGUAUCACCAACCCUCUGCCCCCCCUGGCCUGGGUGGGCUCUACAUGUUCCAGUGGAAUGACGACAACUGUGAAACCAAGAACAACUUCAUCUGCAAAUACACUGCAGAGAGGCCUCUGGAUGCCUCUCCUUCUCCCAACUCCACCCAGACAGAUGCCCUACCCACGUCUGUGCUGCCCUGGAAUCCAACAGACAACAACCAGGACAGAAGUACAGCUCUGAAUUUGAUUUAUAUCAUCCUUCCCACCAUACCCCUGCUGCUGCUGUUACUGACCGUCAUUGGCGUUUGUUGCUUCAAACUGCUUGCAACACGAGGGAGGAAACAGCAGAAGUCAGAGGUAUGCCAGACUGACGCGGGCCUCUGCCUCACCCCGACCUCAAAUGAUGUCUACAACGUCAUUCGCGCCCAGAAGGACGACGACCUGGCUGCGACACGCCCUCACACCAAAAACACCUCCUUCUUAUGCUCCUCCCCUGACACACCAACAGGUGACUACGACAACCUGGGGGGUCGGGACACCGAGAGUGGCUUCGUGACUCUCGCCAGCACAGAGAGCUGCUUCCUCAAUUUUGACCUCACUGACCUCAGCCUCGGGCGCCGCGGCACACGCGACUUCGGCGACUCCAGCUCGACUCGCUCGGGGAGAAGGGACUUGUAUGAGAGCAGUCUGGGUCGCAGCGGGCACAGAGAGUUUUACGACAGGAGUCUGGGUCGUCGCACGACAAAGAGCGAGCACUUUGGCUGCAGCGGCUAUGGGGAGCGGAUGUAUGAGGGUGAUCUGGGAGCAAGGAGUGACCUCUUUGAUCCCAGACUGGGAUCCCAGACAGUGAAGGCCAGCCUCUAUCAGACAUACAUCACCAACGGCAAAGAAGACACUUACCAGACCAGCCUGGGGCCUUACGGAAAUCGCAAAUCCUACCAAGCAAACGUGGAUUGUUACAGAAAUGAUCUGGGUCUUGACGGUAGCAGGAGAUACUUCAAUGAACAAGACUGGGUUAGCAGAGAAAACUACUGAUCCAUCAGAUCCAGUAUUGUGUGUCCAGUUGUGUAUGUUGUGAUUGUGGCUGGUGACAAAAGGGAGAAAAGAGUUUCUUUAGAUCAACUGAACAAAAAGUGGAUAGUGCUGUUAAAAAGUUAAGAGGAAAUACAGUUUAAAAAAAAAAAAAAAAAAAGGCCUAUAGA
Messenger RNA from Myripristis murdjan (pinecone soldierfish), 1628 nucleotides. RefSeq names its product layilin a (gene layna). Gene Ontology annotation, cellular component: cytoplasm. The coding region runs from base 1 to 1461 and encodes 486 amino acids. The record is from RefSeq and is a predicted model, not a curated record. Lineage: Eukaryota; Metazoa; Chordata; Actinopteri; Holocentriformes; Holocentridae. Gene Ontology annotation, biological process: positive regulation of axonogenesis. The transcript has 8 exons.